GUCCUUCCAAGGGUUUUAAAAGAGUCGGAGGAACAGACACUUUUUCUUCCUAGGGUUUAAGGUUCAUCGGCGACAGAAUUCAUCAAACAAUCUCUACAGUAUAAUCCAUCCAUUCUCAGACUAAAUGGCUUUCUGGGGAGUUCACUUACAACCAGGAAAACCCUUCACUCAUCGAUUUGACAAACCUAAAGGAAGGAUUCGCAUUUCUCAGGCAACAUUGGGAGCUGGUACAUCGAAGGAGAUGAGUGCCGUUCAAUGUACUGUGGGGAAUAAGGAUCCAAUUCUUUUAUGUGCAUUUUUGCCGUCUAAGAAGGUUUCAUGUCCGUUGGACCUUGAGUUUGAAGAGGAAGUUGAUGUUGUUUUUACAGUUACUGGUCCUCGGAGUGCUUAUCUUGCAGGUUUCUAUAUGAGGAAUUCUUCAUCUGAAAAAGUUAUCACUGAAAACAAAAUUGUAGAAGCAGGUGGAGAUUGUGGCACACGCGCAGACAGGAGUAAGAUUCAUGCGGCUCAUGUCAGUGAUGAGGGUACUAGUCAUGACCAAAAGAAGAGGAAGAUGACCGAGGCCCAAAAGAGUAUUGAAAAUGCAAACACAGAGGAUGAUGGAAAGCAAAUGAGUGAGCACCAAGAAAGUAUUGCUGCUAAUGUCAGCGAUGAAGGAUAUAAGCAUGAGCGAAAGAAGAAAAAGAAGAUGACUGAGGCCCAAAAGAGUAUUGAAAACGCGAACACGGAGGAUGAUGGAAAGCAGAUGAGUGAACUCCAAGAGAGUAUUGCUGCUCAUGUCAGUGAUGAGGGAUAUAAGCAUGAGCGAAAGAAGAAGAAGAUGACUGAGGCCCAAAAGAGUAUUGAAGAUGCAAUCACAGGGGAUGAAGAAAAGCAGAUGAGUGAACCUCUAGAGAGUAAUAAAACAACUAGCACAGAGGAGGAAGAAAAUAAGAUGAUUGAGUCCCAAGAAAGUAUUGCUGCUCAUUUCAAUGAUGAAGGUAAUAGGCGUGUGCAAAAGAAGAAGAAGAUGAGUGAGGUCCAAAACAGUAUUGAAAAUGGGAACACAGACGAUGAAUUAAAGAAGAUGACCGAGGCCCAAAAGAGUAUCGAAAAUUCUAACACUGCGGAUGAUGAAAAGAAGAUGAGUGAGCCCCAAAAGAGUAUUGAAAAUGCAAAUACAAAGGAUGAUGAAAAGAAGAUGAGUGAGCCCCAAGAGAGUAUUAAAACUGCAAACACAGAGGAUGGAGAAAAGAAGAUGAUUGAGGCCGAAGAGAGUAUUAAAACUGCAAUCAUAGAGGAUGAACAAAAUAAGAUGAAUGAAGACCAAGAGAGUAUUAAAACUGCAAUCACAGAGGAGGGAGUGAUGAAGGAAGUAAUUCCAUUACAAGAAAAGAGUUUCAGUAAUGGUAUGGUCAUUACAGACUUAGCAUAUGGCAAAGGCGAAGGUGAAGGAGCUUUUCCUGGAUCCAGGGUAACUGUUAACUACAUUUCUUAUAGAGAUGGUAAAGUAAUUGAUUCGAAGCUUGAUGGAUCUUUCAAGUUCCGUUUAGGUGCAAAGAAAGUUAUAAAGGGAUUGGAUGUUGGGAUUAAUGGUAUGCGCGUUGGUGACAAAAGAAGACUUACCAUUCCACCAUCAAUGACCACUGAUGGCAAAGAAGGGUUUGCUGCUGGUAAAGGAAAAUCGUAUCUGAUCUGUGACGUUGAGUUGGUUAAUAUUAAGUAACAAGAGAAGGAUAAGUCUUGCAUUAGGAAAAAACAGAAAAACCUGAUGGGUGCAUAUUUAUCAGAUAGAGAUUCAUAUACCAGCAUUAGGCUUCACACAUGAUUUUUGUUCUAACUUAAAGCCAGUGUUAGAUCCUCUUUGGUUCAUUGGCUAUGCAGUAGUUGUCAGUUAUGCUAUCAAAUUUGUUGAACUUCUGCCUAGGGGUUCUGAAUCUGAUUUUGGCUUUACCCAA
This is a messenger RNA of Papaver somniferum (opium poppy), 1937 nucleotides long. RefSeq names its product peptidyl-prolyl cis-trans isomerase FKBP43-like. Gene Ontology annotation, molecular function: peptidyl-prolyl cis-trans isomerase activity. The record is from RefSeq and is a predicted model, not a curated record. The transcript is spliced from 9 exons. NCBI's taxonomy places the organism in Eukaryota, Viridiplantae, Streptophyta, Magnoliopsida, Ranunculales, Papaveraceae. Bases 125 to 1705 code for a protein of 526 amino acids.